AUGAGGCCGCGGCCCGAAGGUCGGGGGCUCCGGGCGGGAGCCGCGCUGUCACCCGCGCUGCUGCUGCUGCUGCUGCUGCCGCCGCCGCCACCGCUGCCGGGACGCCUGUGGGCGGCGGGCACACCCGCGCCGGCGGCACCCGGGGCUCGGCAGGACGGCGCGCCGAGCGCCGGGCGCGUGAAGCGCGGCUGGGUGUGGAACCAGUUCUUCGUGGUGGAGGAGUACACGGGCACCGAGCCCCUGUACGUGGGCAAGAUCCACUCGGACUCCGACGAGGGUGACGGAGCCAUCAAGUACACCAUCUCAGGUGAGGGAGCUGGGACCAUCUUCCUGAUCGAUGAGCUGACGGGAGACAUCCACGCCAUGGAGCGCCUGGACCGUGAGCAGAAAACUUUCUACACGCUGCGGGCUCAGGCCCGGGAUCGUGCCACCAACCGCCUGCUGGAACCGGAGUCGGAGUUCAUCAUCAAGGUGCAGGACAUCAACGACAGUGAGCCCCGCUUCCUGCAUGGCCCCUACAUUGGAAGUGUGGCUGAGCUCUCACCUACAGGCACGUCGGUGAUGCAGGUGAUGGCCUCGGAUGCGGAUGACCCCACGUACGGCAGCAGCGCUCGGCUGGUGUACAGCGUGCUGGAUGGCGAGCACCACUUCACCGUGGACCCCAAGACCGGUGUGAUCCGGACAGCUGUGCCCGACCUUGACCGUGAGAGCCAGGAGCGCUACGAAGUGGUCAUCCAGGCCACAGACAUGGCGGGCCAGCUGGGCGGCCUCUCUGGCUCCACGACCGUCACCAUCGUGGUCACCGAUGUCAAUGACAACCCACCCCGUUUCCCUCAGAAGAUGUACCAGUUCAGCAUUCAAGAGUCAGCCCCCAUCGGCACAGCUGUGGGACGAGUGAAGGCUGAGGACUCAGAUGUGGGUGAGAACACAGAUAUGACUUACCACCUCAAGGAAGAGAGCGGCAGCGGCGGCCAAGUGUUCAAGGUCACCACGGACAGCGACACUCAGGAGGCCAUCAUUGUAGUGCAGAAGCGCCUGGACUUUGAGUCCCAGCCCGUGCACACCGUGGUCCUGGAGGCCCUCAACAAGUUCGUGGAUCCCCGCUUCGCUGACCUGGGCACGUUCCGCGACCAGGCGAUCGUGCGCGUGGCCGUGACCGACGUGGACGAGCCCCCCGAGUUCCGGCCGCCCUCCGGCCUCCUGGAGGUGCAGGAGGACGCGCAGGUGGGCUCCCUGGUCGGCGUGGUGACGGCGCGGGACCCCGACGCCGCCAACCGGCCCGUCCGGUACGCCAUUGACCGCGACUCGGAUCUGGACCAGAUCUUUGAUAUCGAUGCGGACACGGGCGCCAUCGUGACGGGCAAGGGCCUGGACCGUGAGACGGCCGGCUGGCACAAUAUCACCGUGCUGGCCAUGGAAGCGGACAAUCAUGCCCAGCUCUCCCGGGCAUCCCUAAGGAUCCGAAUCCUGGAUGUGAACGACAAUCCCCCAGAGCUGGCCACUCCCUAUGAGGCAGCCGUGUGUGAGGACGCCAAGCCAGGACAGCUUAUCCAGACCAUCAGCGUGGUGGACAGAGACGAGCCUCAGGGUGGGCACCGCUUCUAUUUCCGCCUGGUGCCCGAAGCUCCCAGCAACCCUCACUUCUCCCUGCUUGACAUCCAAGACAACACGGCUGCGGUGCACACUCAGCACUUGGGCUUCAACCGGCAGGAGCAGGACGUGUUCUUCCUGCCCAUCCUGGUGGUGGACAGCGGGCCGCCCACGCUGAGCAGCACGGGCACGCUCACCAUCCGCGUCUGCGGCUGUGACAGCUCCGGCGCCAUCCAGUCCUGCAACACCACGGCCUUCGUCAUGGCCGCCACCCUCAGCCCCGGCGCCCUCAUCGCCCUCCUGGUCUGUGUCCUCAUCCUAGUCGUGCUGGUACUGCUGAUCCUCACCCUCAGACGCCACCACAAGAGCCACCUGAGCUCGGACGAGGACGAGGACAUGCGGGACAACGUCAUCAAAUACAACGACGAGGGCGGCGGCGAGCAGGACACGGAGGCCUACGACAUGUCGGCGCUGCGGAGCCUCUACGACUUCGGCGGCGAGCUCAAGGGCGGCGACGGGGUCGGCGGUGGCGGGGGCCCGGGCGGGAGCGGGGGCGCUGGCAGCCCCCCGCAGGCCCGCCUGCCCUCGGAGCGCCACUCGCUCCCGCAGGGGCCACCGAGCCCCGAGCCGGACUUCUCGGUGUUCAGGGACUUCAUCAGCCGCAAGGUGGCGCUGGCGGACGGGGACCUGUCGGUGCCGCCCUACGACGCCUUCCAGACCUACGCCUUCGAGGGCGCGGACUCGCCGGCCGCCUCGCUCAGCUCGCUGCACAGUGGCUCGUCGGGCUCCGAGCAGGACUUCGCCUAUCUCAGCGGCUGGGGCCCGCGCUUCCGGCCCCUGGCCGCGCUCUACGCCGGCCACCGCGCGGACGACGAGGCCCAGGCCUCCUAG
This is a messenger RNA of Enhydra lutris kenyoni (northern sea otter), 2481 nucleotides long. RefSeq names its product cadherin 22. Gene Ontology annotation, biological process: homophilic cell-cell adhesion; calcium-dependent cell-cell adhesion; adherens junction organization. Bases 1 to 2481 code for a protein of 826 amino acids. Gene Ontology annotation, molecular function: calcium ion binding; cadherin binding. The record is from RefSeq and is a predicted model, not a curated record. Lineage: Eukaryota; Metazoa; Chordata; Mammalia; Carnivora; Mustelidae. The transcript has 11 exons. Gene Ontology annotation, cellular component: adherens junction; catenin complex; plasma membrane.